This is a messenger RNA of Protopterus annectens (West African lungfish), 4468 nucleotides long. RefSeq names its product myoferlin-like. Gene Ontology annotation, biological process: membrane fusion; plasma membrane organization. Gene Ontology annotation, cellular component: membrane. NCBI's taxonomy places the organism in Eukaryota, Metazoa, Chordata, Ceratodontiformes, Protopteridae. The record is from RefSeq and is a predicted model, not a curated record.
AAUGGAGAAAAGUCUGCACCACCAGGUGAAAUUGAUUGCCCUCCAGGAUGGCAGUGGGAAAGUGAUGCCUGGUCAUAUGACAUUAACAGAGCUGUGGAUGAAAAAGGAUGGGAGUAUGGUUUUGUAAUUCCUCCGGAUACUAAACCAAAAUCUUGGUCUGCUGCCGAAAAAAUGUAUCACACACACCGAAGACGAAGGCUGAUGCGACAGCGGAAGAAAGAUCCAAAAGCUGCAGCUGAUGUAAAGGGAAGACCUCCUGGUCAGGAUCCUGAAGGGUGGGAGUAUGCUGCUUUGAUAGGCUGGAAGUUCCACAUCAAACAGCGCAGCUCUGAUACUUUUCGCCGUAGACGAUGGAGGAGGAAAAUGGCACCAUCUGAUCGUAUUGGUUCAGCUGCAAUCUUUAAACUCGAGGGUGCUUUGGGUGCUGACAUGUCUGCAGAUGAUGACAGCAAAAGUUCAGGAAAAGAUAAAGAGACUGCUACAACAGUGUUUGGAGCAAAUACCCCUAUUGUAUCCUGCACCUUUGGCAAAUCUUUUGUCUAUCAUCUUCGAUGCUACAUUUAUCAAGCACGACACCUAAAAGCACUGGACAAAGACAGCUUUUCAGAUCCAUAUGCUUAUGUGUCAUUCCUUCACCAAAGUAAAAAAACUGAGAUUGUUCAUGCCACUUUGAACCCAACUUGGGACCAAACGCUUCUAUUCAAUGACCUGGAAAUCUAUGGGGAUCCGCAGAUAAUAGCAAAGAACUUACCCGAUGUGGUUAUCGAACUUUUUGAUUAUGACCAAGUAGGUAAAGAUGAAUUUCUAGGAAGAAGCAUCUGCCCUCCUGUUCUAAAACUUAGUGGAACAACUGACAUAACUCCUAAAUUGCUCUGGUACCCUGUGCAAAAUGGGUCAAAGCAAGCUGGAGAUGUUCUGGUAGCUGCUGAGCUUAUACUGAAGACAAAGGCUGAUGGAUCUGAUUUACCAAUUGUCCCACCACAAAGAGCCCCCAAACUCUACAUGGUACCACAAGGCAUCAGGCCAGUUGUUCAGCUCACUGCUGUUGAGAUCCUUACAUGGGGUUUGAGAAACAUGAAACCAUAUCAGCUAGCAGCUGUUACUUCACCAAGUCUUAUUAUCCAGUGUGGUGGUGAGGUGGUUGAAACGGCGGUGAUUAAAAACGUUAAGAAAAAUCCAAACUUCCCAUCAUCUGUUCUCUUCAUGAAAGUGGUAAGAUGCCAGAUAUGUUGUAGUGUCUUGAAAGUACUGCCUAUGCCGUACGUUGUCACUGAGGAGUGUUUCCUAAAAGGCAGAGUCUUGCCUAUGCCGUACGUUGUCACUGAGGAGUGUUUCCUAAAAGGCAGAGUCUUGCCUAUGCUGUAUGUUGUCACUGAGGAGUGUUUCCUAAAAGGCAGAGUACUGCCUAUGCCAUACGUUGUCACUGAGGAGUGUUUCCUAAAAGGCAGAGUCUUGCCUAUGCCGUACGUUGUCACUGAGGAGUGUUUCCUAAAAGGCAGAGUCUUGCCUAUGCUGUAUGUUGUCACUGAGGAGUGUUUCCUAAAAGGCAGAGUACUGCCUAUGCCAUACAUUGUCACUGAGGAGUGUUUCCUAAAAGGCAGAGUACUGCAUAUGCCGUACGUUGUCACUGAGGAGUGUUUCCUAAAAGGCAGAGUCUUGCCUAUGCUGUAUGUUGUCACUGAGGAGUGUUUCCUAAAAGGCAGAGUACUGCCUAUGCCGUACGUUGUCACUGAGGAGUGUUUCCUAAAAGGCAGAGUACUGCCUAUGCCAUACGUUGUCACUGAGGUGUGUUUCCUAAAAGGCAGAGUCCUGCCUAUGCUGUAUGUUGUCACUGAGGAGUGUUUCCUAAAAGGCAGAGUACUGCCUAUGCCAUACAUUGUCGCUGAGGAGCAUUUCCUAAAAGGCAGAGUUCUGCCUAUGAUAUACAUUGUUGCUGAGGAGUGUUUCCUAAAAGGCAUAGUACUGCCUAUGCCUUACGUUGUAACUGAAGAGUGUUUCCUAAAAGGCCGAUUGGUAAGCAGUGUAUCAACAGCAGUCAGCAAAAUGACUUCUGCAGCAGUUCAACUUGCUGAAAAGGAGGAAGAGACAGUUGAUUGGUGGAGUAAGUUUUUUGCCUCGACUGGAGACCAUGACAAGUGUGGACAGUAUGUUCAGAAAGGAUAUGAUGGCCUUAAGGUUUAUGACUGUGAGUUGGAGGAUGUUCCAGAAUUUUAUGGUUUGACCGAUUUCUGCAAAACAUUCAAAUUGGAGAGAGGAAGAACUGAAGAUGAUGAGGAUGAUCCAUCAAUCGUGGGAGAGUUUAAAGGUUCUUUUAAAAUCUAUCCUCUACCUGAUGACCCUGGAAUGCCACCACCUCCUCGCCAGUUCAGAGAGUUACCAGACAGUGGACCUCAGGAAUGCAUAGUGCGCAUCUAUAUUGUCAGAGGUAUUGACCUGCAGCCAAAGGACAGUAAUGGCCUGUGUGAUCCUUAUGUGAAGAUAGUCCUGGGCAAGAAAGUAAUUGAAGACCGAGAUCACUAUAUCCCUAACACACUGAAUCCAGAGUUUGGCAGAAUGUAUGAACUUUCUUGCUUCUUGCCUCAAGAAAAAGAUCUGAAAAUUUCAGUAUUUGACUUUGAUAUGUUGACUCGUGAUGAAAAAGUGGGUGACACAGUCAUUGACUUAGAGAACAGAUUUCUUUCUCGCUUUGGAGCUACUUGUGGAGUACCUCAAAGUUACUGCACAACUGGUAUAAAUACAUGGCGAGAUCAGCUGAGGCCAACACAGCUGCUGCAGAAUUUAGCUAGGUUAAAAGGCGUCCCCCAACCUGCUUUCUUAGAUGAUGGAAACAGGAUUUCCUACGGAGGAAAAGAUUAUACCCUGAAUGAAUUUGAAGCCAACAAAAUUUUGCAUCCACAUCUUGGACCUCCAGAUGAGCGUCUGGCCCUUCAUGUAUUACGUACACAAGGUCUUGUACCAGAACAUGUGGAAACACGAACACUGUAUAGCUCUUUCCAGCCUAACCUUUCUCAGGGACGAAUUCAGAUGUGGGUUGAUGUGUUCCCAAAAAGUCUAGGCCCACCUGGUACUCCAUUUGACAUCGCUCCAAGGAAAGCCAAAAAGUAUGUGCUGCGUGUUAUUAUUUGGAACACAAGUGAUGUUAUCCUGCAAGAGAAAAGCAUUACAGGAGAAGAGAUGAGUGAUAUAUAUGUGAAAGGGUGGAUGCCAGGUUUUGAUGAUAAGCAGAAAACCGAUGUACAUUACAGAUCAUUGGGUGGGGAAGGAAACUUCAACUGGAGAUACGUUUUCCCUUUUGAAUAUCUUCCAGCAGAGCAGCUGUGUGUUGUUGCUAAAAAGGAACACUUUUGGAGUUUGGAUAAGACUGAAUUCAGGGUGCCCCCAAAAUUGCUUAUUCAGAUAUGGGACAAUGACAAAUUCUCUUUGGAUGACUACUUAGGUUACUUGGAACUUAAUUUGCAUAACAUAAUAGUUCCUACAAAAACUUCCUCAAAGUGCAACAUAGACAUGAUCCCAGAUGAUAAACAACCUGUCAAGCCCAAAAGCGUUACAAAUCUUUUUGAACAGAAGUCGAUUAAAGGAUGGUGGCCAUGCAUUGCAGAGAAAGAUGGCACCCGGAUUUUAGCAGGUAAAGUGGAAAUGACCCUGGAAAUUGUCACUGAAAAAGAAGCAGAGGAGCGACCUUCUGGCAAGGCAAGAGAUGAACCCAAUAUGAACCCCAAACUGGAUCCACCAAACCGACCAGAAACAUCUUUCCUGUGGUUCACAAACCCAUGCAAGACAAUGAAAUAUAUUGUGUGGCGCAAAUUUAAAUGGAUUUUCCUGGGCAUUAUACUCUUGCUAAUCGUUCUUCUGUUUGUUGGAGUGUUCCUAUAUUCAUUGCCGAAUUAUGUGUCAAUGAAAAUUAUUAAACCAGUGUGAGCUAAGAGUUGCCUUCAAGACGACCUGGAAAUCAGAAUUUGUUGAACAUUGUUAGAUUGAACUCUGCAAGCUACACUGUCCUGACUGCAGUGAUGUUGCCUUCCUCCAGGAAAAAAAAAAAAUCAAACAGAUUAAGAUUAAAGACUUUAACCAAGGUUAUUUGAGGUUCAUGGGGUCAUGAGUGGUGUUAAGCCAUUUUAUGUGUAUAUAUGUAUUACUGCUUCCAAAGACCUAUGUAAACUGUCUUAAGUCUUCCUUUAUUGUGUUUGCUGAAUAUAGUUAAGGUGACAGUUCAGUAUUUCUCAUUAAUGUGCCGUUUGUUGUAGUUUGUCUUUCAUAUUUGUUACAUUUCCCAUCGAUUGGAAAAUGAAGCACACUUUAUAUGUUGUCAUUUUCUUGCACAGCCGUCUGGAUGAUGAAAGAUUUAUAUAAAUAUAUAUAUAUAAAUAUGUAUGUAUGUAUUUUGCUGAGACAUUGUAAUACUUAGCAGAAAUGUCAUUGAAAAUCAAGAUCCUAAGACAUGCAUUAAAUAUUUUUGAAGUAAAUAUUA